AUGAUUGUUCUAGAAUGGCUAUUUCUCACAAUUGCUCCUUGUGAUGCAGCGGAACCAUGGCAAUUAGGAUCUCAAGACGCAGCAACACCUAUGAUGCAAGGAAUAAUAGACUUACAUCACGAUAUCUUUUUCUUCCUCAUUCUUAUUUUGGUUUUCAUCUCACGGAUCUUGGUUCGCGCUUUAUGGCAUUUCCAAAAAGAAAAAAAUCCAAUCCCGCAAAGGAUUGUUCAUGGAACUACUAUCGAGAUUCUUCGGACCAUAUUUCCUAGUAUCAUCCCGAUGUUCAUUGCUAUACCAUCAUUUGCUCUCUUAUACUCAAUGGACGAGGUAGUAGUAAAUCCAGCCAUUACUAUCAAAGCUAUUGGACAUCAAUGGUAUCGGAGUGCGCCUCUUCACGAGGGUGAUUUAAGUGCAACGAAAUGCCUUAAGAAUAUGGUUCGUGAAGCAUCUGGCUUACCGGUAAUCUCCCAUUCCCGCCGUCCAACGGAUUUCCUUUCUCUGAUAGAGGCUCGCUUCUUCAAUUCAAGUUCAGCUUGCUGCUUUUCAUUUUGA
This is a messenger RNA of Lactuca saligna, 552 nucleotides long. Lineage: Eukaryota; Viridiplantae; Streptophyta; Magnoliopsida; Asterales; Asteraceae. The record is from the annotation of a GenBank genome assembly.